Messenger RNA from Morone saxatilis (striped sea-bass), 2195 nucleotides. RefSeq names its product zinc finger and BTB domain containing 40 (gene zbtb40). The record is from RefSeq and is a predicted model, not a curated record. Gene Ontology annotation, molecular function: protein binding; DNA-binding transcription factor activity, RNA polymerase II-specific; RNA polymerase II cis-regulatory region sequence-specific DNA binding. The coding region runs from base 135 to 2180 and encodes 681 amino acids. Gene Ontology annotation, biological process: regulation of transcription by RNA polymerase II. NCBI's taxonomy places the organism in Eukaryota, Metazoa, Chordata, Actinopteri, Moronidae. Gene Ontology annotation, cellular component: nucleus. The transcript is spliced from 9 exons.
UCUCCAUUUUCAAAAUGGCUAAUCUUUAUUGCGCACACCAGAGUUGUUCAGCAUAGCAGUUUAAAUAAAGAGACGGAUCGUUUGAAUUAUUCAAGAGAGGACGUACCAUUCUUCCCCCUCCAGACUGAAACAACAUGAUGGAGCUACCCAACUACAGCAGCCAGCUGAUGCAGCAGCUGUGGGCCCUGAGGAAGGAGGGCCACUUCUGUGACUGCACCAUCCUGGUGGGAGACAGCCCUCACCGUGCACAUAAACUGGUGCUGGCUGCCUCCAGCAUGCUCUUCAGGUCUCUCCUGGAUGGCUCCGACACUAUCUCCAUCGACACAGCCAUGGUUUCCUCGCAGGAGUUUGGCUGCCUGCUGGACAUGGUCUACACUGGCAAGCUGCCGAUAGGCAAACACAACGUCAGCCGCAUUGUUGCCGCUGCAGACAGCCUGCAGAUGUUCGACGUGGCUGUUGGCUUCAAAAACGUCCUCACCAGUCUUGUGAGCCAGCAUCCCCCAAUCCCUGUUCAUUCUACACAGAGCCCAAGCCUUACCGUGAUCAACAAAACCCAGAGCCUGAAGUGCGAAGGUCCAGCUUCACCCAACAAGGACGGCUCAGAUUUAGAGAAGACAGGGCUGAAGGCUGAGCUGAAGAAGGAAAACUGUCAAGGGGACAGACAGGAUGACAGUGAAGACCCAGAGGAACCAGCAUGUAAAAGGACCUGUGUGGAGCUCUCCGAGUCCUCAGAGCCUGAAGAAGUCAAAUCCUCAGAAAGUGAGGUGGAAGAAAACAACACGACAGCAGCCACGGUAUCCAACGGGUCUGCUGCUGGUCUACUAAAGCAUUUCUCCCAGAAUAUGGAGCUUCUCAGCAGCAUGCCGUCUGUCCUGGAGCUGCUGAGCCAGGCAGCACAGAGCAGCCUGGAGGAACAGGAGAGACGGGUUGUGUGUCAGUGCUGUGAGGAGGCAGAUCCUAGCUCAGCGUUGGAGAAGCUGGUGAGCAGAGUGAAGGAGGGGCAGCUCAAUGAAGAAGUGCUUCACAGACUGCUCCAGACUGUUCAGCACAAUGCUCCUUCCUCCUUCCCCAAACCACUGCUCUCUCUGCUGGAGGAGGCAGAGGGGAACACACAGGAGCCAGAAGGGAACCAAGGUGGAGGUAAAGAAGAGCACUUUGUGACUCAGUGUAAGCGGAUUUGUCAACUUUUUUCAUUCAAAACUGAACAGAUGUCUGUUAGGUCACUCUGUAGAUGUUCCACAGACACAAACGUAUGCGAUGUUCAAAAGCUUAAAGUGUGUCACAUUUCUGCUCCCUCUCGCCAUAUCUCAGGCAUGAUCUACCACAAACGCACUGAGCACUUUGAGGAGAAACCGUUUGCAUGUGAGGACUGCGGAGCAAAGUUCGGCGCCAACUCAUCUCUGAAGAACCACAUGAGGCUGCACACGGGGGAGAAACCUUACCACUGCAAACACUGCGAUAUGAGCUUCAGUGUGGCUGCCGCACUCGCGUACCACACCAAGAAGAAACACUCAGAGGGGAAGAUGUAUGUGUGUCAGUACUGUAAGGCCAUCUUCGCCCAGUCCAUUGAACUGACGCGUCACGUGCGGACACACACUGGUGAUCGGCCUUAUGUGUGUCGAGAGUGUGGCAAAGGCUACAGCCAGGCCAGCGGACUCACCGUCCACCUGCACACCUUCCACAAUUUGUCGGAGCCUCAUGACUGUCAGAAGUGUUGCCUCAGCUUCUCCUCGCUGGAGGAGCAUCGCCAGCACAUCCAGGAGUUCCACCCAAAGGAGUUCCACAAGUGUCCCACCUGCAACAAGGUGUUCACCAGCGCCGCCCUGCUGGACAAACACAAGGGCACACACGCCGGAACCAAGCCCUUCAGCUGCGACCUCUGUAACAAGUCUUACCAGCAACUCUCAGGUCUGUGGUACCAUAACAGGACCAACCACCCCGAUGUGUUUGCUAGCCACACCCGGCAGCUCAAGACCCUGGUCCAGUGUGAUGUCUGCUUCAAGUUCUUUCCCAGUGCCGCCAGUGUGGCCAAACACCAGGCUGCAGAGCACCAAGGUGAGGAUAGGUGGUCUCAAAUGUGGCCUUCACCAGAAGGAUUCGGCCCCUCAGACACAUUUUGCUACAUCUCAACUUCAGGGGAUGUUUCAGGAAUCUGCUGUAGAUAUGUAGAACGAUUUUAACACCAGUGACAUGAC